AUGGAGAAAAUAUUAGCUCAUCGAGCUAAAUUUUCUGCUGCAGUUUCUGGAGAACAAGAUACAAUAGAAAAAUUUCAUACCUUAACUAAAGAAUCAAAUGAAGUCAAUCUGAAAAACAGUGAAAUAAUUGCGAAUCAAAAUAAAAUUAUACAAGAUUUAAAGAAAACAGUAUCGUAUGAAAAAGAUAAAUCAGCUGUUGAGCAGCAAAAAGUAGAAGAGCUAAUGGACGAACUGGAGACUUUAAGAUUAGAAAAUAACAAGUAUGAAGUAAAAAUAAAAACACUAAAACGUAUAAAACCUAAUCCUAAAGAUGAACAACUUUUAAAACUCGAAAGACUCAGGUUGAAGUAUUAUAAAAAUUUAACGGGCGUUUUAUCACGGAUUGGCAAGAGUAUAUUCAGUCGUUUUCUCUGGGCAAAAACGAAAAAAAAAUUGAAGCUAAACUUUGGGCUGAAAUUUUAAAGUGUUCUGAAAAUUCCAAGUCUCCAAAUAAUAACUAA
Molecule: messenger RNA, 500 nt
Organism: Cotesia congregata
Lineage: Eukaryota; Metazoa; Arthropoda; Insecta; Hymenoptera; Braconidae
Source: the annotation of a GenBank genome assembly